Raphanus sativus (radish) is the source of this 759-nucleotide messenger RNA. Its product is annotated as transcription factor bHLH146. The transcript has a single exon. NCBI's taxonomy places the organism in Eukaryota, Viridiplantae, Streptophyta, Magnoliopsida, Brassicales, Brassicaceae. Gene Ontology annotation, biological process: regulation of DNA-templated transcription. Gene Ontology annotation, molecular function: protein dimerization activity. The coding region runs from base 105 to 581 and encodes 158 amino acids. The record is from RefSeq and is a predicted model, not a curated record.
CCCACUCUUCUCUUUCUUUCUAUCCCUCACAUACUCUUAAGUUUCCUAUAUAUGUAAAGCUUCUCCCUUGUAGACUUUCCUUUGUAGCAAGAAUAAAUUUUCAUAUGGAGAGGCAAAUGAUAAACAAGAAGAAACGAGUAUUCUCUUUUGAACCAACCAAGCUACCCCCUAGUGAAGUUUUUACGAGGAAAUACAUAAGCCACUUAGUUCCUGCACUCAAGAAGCUCAAUAUGGGAAAGAGCUCUCCACAAAUCAACCAACUAACUGUGAAGCGUGAAGUAGACAAGGCUUUGGCUUUGUCUGCUCAAGAAUUUGCAUGGAGCCGUUUCUUGCUACAGAAGCUGUCGUCCUCGAACAAUCCAACCACUACUACAAGUUCUUCUUCCAUUCAAACUCAGAUUCUAGAAAGAUCCAACGACGAAGAUGGAGAGAUAGAGGAGAAACUGAAGGAAUUACAGAAGCUUUUGCCAGGUGGAGAAGAGAUGAAUGUGGAAGAAAUCUUGACUGAGAUUGGCAAUUACAUUAAGUGUCUUGAGUUGCAGACGAGUGCUCUUAAGUCGAUUGUUCAAGAUGCUACUUGACUUUUAGUUUUUUUUUUUUUUUUUUUGAAAACAGGCCUCUCGUUUUACCCUGUAAUUUUAGUUUUUUUUUAUGUUUGUCCUUGGACUAGAGUCAUCUCUGUCUGUUAUUUUCUCUCGUUUUCUUCAAGAACAAGAGCAUAUCUAGUAAUACUACUAUGUAUAUGGGUUUUAUUUUCUU